Molecule: messenger RNA, 1061 nt
Organism: Megalops cyprinoides (Indo-Pacific tarpon)
Lineage: Eukaryota; Metazoa; Chordata; Actinopteri; Elopiformes; Megalopidae
Product: Golgi-associated plant pathogenesis-related protein 1-like
Exons: 6
Coding region: 182-712 (176 amino acids)
Cellular component (GO): extracellular region
Source: RefSeq, a predicted model, not a curated record
AAGAGGCACAGGGGUGCGGGAAGCUGGACGUCUCCCCCUGCACCGGCGACGCUGGGCUGCGAGUUGUUAUAGCAACAUGGUAGCAGGAAGCCUGUCGAAGCCUGUGUGUGGUUUAGUUUAGUUUAGGCAUGCAUGCAACCAAGAAGCAAACGUCAGAUGGAGUUUUGGAAGAGCAAAAACCAUGGCAGACGCCAGCUUUGAGAAAGAGUUUUUGGACACCCACAAUGCCUACCGCAAGAAGCACCAGGCGCCACCGCUGACAAUGAGCCGGGACCUCUGCAGCUCGGCCCAGGCCUGGGCCAAUCACCUGCUGUCAAUCAAAACGCUGCAGCACAGCGACACCAAGAACGGAGAGAACCUGUACUACGCAUGGAGCUCCGGGCCUAAGAAGCUGACCGGCAAGGAAGCAGUGGAUAGCUGGUACAGCGAGAUCAAGGACUACCACUUCAGCAACCCAGGAUUUGCGUCCAACACAGGGCACUUCACCCAGGUGGUGUGGAAGGAUACUACGGAGGUGGGAGUCGGCCUGGCGACGGAUGGACAGACUAUUUUUGUGGUGGGCCAGUACAGUCCUGCAGGCAACAUGUGCAACGAGGGCUACUUUGAGAAGAACGUCCUUCCUGCAGCUGGCGGAAGCAAAGAAGAAGAAGGGGCACACGGGGGGGGCCCCAGCCCCCCCAAGCACAGAAAGCCAUCCUGCAGUCUGCUAUAGCACCGGUCACUCGGCUGGCGGCGGGGGGGUGGGGGUAAGGGGGGCAGCCACCCGCCGUCACCUCCCGCCUGACCAGCCACAGUGUGUGCAGGUCUCUGCAUCCACCUCCAUGCAUCCAUCACAGAAAUCUCCACACGCUUCAACAUCCCACCAACGGGUAACACAGAGAUCGAGAUGCCAUGGUUUUAUGAUCUUUGGUAACACAGAGAUCGAGAUGCCAUUCGAUAAAUGCACCAACCGAUUCAACACAUUCCUUUCUUUUUUAAAUAAGCAUGCAUACUACAUACAUAUAUGAGAAAAAAUACUACUACGUACUAGAGGAAAAAUGUAAUCUCUUUUUAUACUUCAU